Molecule: messenger RNA, 786 nt
Organism: Rotaria socialis
Lineage: Eukaryota; Metazoa; Rotifera; Eurotatoria; Philodinida; Philodinidae
Source: the annotation of a GenBank genome assembly
AUGAGCGAAAAUUCCAAUGUGAGGAUGUCUGCAUCUUCAUCUUCUCAUUUGUAUAGUAUGCCAAAACGAAAAGUACUACCAACUGUACUCAAUUUUAUGGAUGGUUUUCGUAUCGUAUCAAAUAGUAAUACUAAAUAUAAUAAAUCAUCAGCAGAUAUAUUCGAUUUGCUACGACGAGCGAUAAACGAACGACGACGUAUUGAAGUGUUGACACGUGAUUGUCGAGGUAUAUAUGGGAUACUUGUGGGAUGGCUCAUUGUUUUCGAUAAACAUAUGAAUUUAAUUAUGUCUGAUGUGGACGAAGUAUUUCGACGGUUAACUGAUGGUCACGAUUAUCUCGAAUUAGGUUCAAAGAGACAAACUAUUCCAUUAAUUAAACCCGAAACAUCGACAAAAAAGCCUACAGAAGUUACAAAUGAUUUUCAAACUUUUCGAGCUCAAUUAGCGAAUUUUUUACGUAAUAAGAAAAAACAACCAGUCAUUGCUAAGCCACCACGACAAACAUUUAUUGACGAAGACGACGAAGAUGAUGAUGAGAACGAUGACCAUCAACAAACAUGUGAAUGCCACCCUGAAAAUUUAUUAUCGAUGGAAUUGUUGAGUAUUAAUAAUUUGACUGUACAACGUCUUAGUAAUACAACUAAAAAUAUUGAUACUUCAUCAAUAGAAACUGCCACCAUAUUACCAACAUCAAAACGAGCUAAAGUUCGUUUUUUCUCUAGACAUAUUCCUAAAUUAUUUAUUAAAGGCAAUCAAGUGUGUCUUAUUCGUCUUCUGUCUUCUUAA